Molecule: messenger RNA, 3341 nt
Organism: Sinocyclocheilus rhinocerous
Lineage: Eukaryota; Metazoa; Chordata; Actinopteri; Cypriniformes; Cyprinidae
Product: A disintegrin and metalloproteinase with thrombospondin motifs 5-like
Exons: 8
Coding region: 260-2854 (864 amino acids)
Biological process (GO): extracellular matrix organization; proteolysis
Cellular component (GO): extracellular matrix
Molecular function (GO): metalloendopeptidase activity
Source: RefSeq, a predicted model, not a curated record
GAGAGCGAGCGCAAAGGGGCAGGACUCUUUCUCUCUCUGGUGCUUUUAAGAGGAAACUUUGUGUUUUGUUCUCCAAGUUCACUUUAGUUCUCGCUCCUCUCUCAUCCUGCCUUCAUGCGCUUAUUUCCGUGACGCGUGAGAUGCGCACCGGGACAUGGAUCAGUCCAGCUCCAAUUCCUCACGCAAGUCGUUUUAAAGCUGCGUUUCGGAUCGUAAUGUUUCCAAAAGUUUUCUGCACCGGACUGAACUGUAUGGAAUAAUGUGGCGGAUCGUUUUGCUGUGUUGCGCUCUGGAGGGUUCCGUUGCGUUCCGUCCACCUGCGAACGCGUCUCUUCUCGCACCUGUCCGCGGCGUGGUGCGCACUGUGGAUCGGAUUUAUCACGGAGGAGGAAAAGCGGGUUAUCUUCUGUACAUAGACGAGCAGCGCUUUCAGCUGGAUAUGGAGCGGGAUGAGUCUAUACUGUCUCAUCACUUCAGUUUGAACGCAGACGCGCCGCCGCCGCCGCGUCGGGAAUGCGUUUACCGCGGCACUGUCAACUCAAACGCGGAGUCGCUUGCGCUUUUCAAUCUGUGCGGCGGCGGACUCGACGGGUUUUUCGCAGUGGAUGACGCGCGGUACACAGUCACGCCGCUCAUCCGAGCCGACGCGACGCGCGCUCUCCACUAUUACACGCGCGAGAGCUUCGAUUUCGAAGCGAUGCCAGCGCGGCACAGUUGCGGCACGCGCGACCGCAAAGCGCGGAACGCGCGUACGCUCUUCACUAAGCGCGACGCGCUGACGCGACGCAAGCGCUCCGUGUCCCGCGCGCGGCACGUGGAGCUGCUGCUGGUCGCGGACGCGUCCAUGACGAAGAAGUACGGGAAGGACCUGCACCAUUACCUGUUGACGCUCGCGUCCAUCGCGUCCAAACUCUACGGCCACGCCAGCAUCGAGAACCCCAUCCGCCUGUCGGUGGUUAAAGUCGCGAUCCUGUCCGAGAACGAGAAGGGCAUCGAGGUGUCCAAGAACGCCGCCGCGACGCUCAAGAGCUUCUGUAAAUGGCAGAAUCAGCAGAACCCUCUGGAUGACGAUCAUCAGCAUCACCACGACGCGGCGAUCCUCUUCACCAGGCAGGAUCUGUGCGGUCAUCACUCGUGCGAUACUCUCGGUAUGGCUGAUGUGGGAACUGUGUGUUCACCGGAGCGGAGCUGUGCAAUCAUCGAGGACGACGGGCUUCACGCCGCCUUCACCGUGGCACAUGAGAUCGGGCACCUGCUGGGUCUGUCCCAUGACGACUCUAAGUUCUGUGAGGAGCGAUUUGGCUCCAGUGAAGACAAGCGGCUGAUGUCGUCCAUCCUGACCUCCAUCGACGCAUCCAAACCCUGGAGCCGCUGCACCUCUGCCACCAUCACUGACUUCUUCGACGACGGAAACGCGGAGUGUCUGCUGGACGCUCCUCGUCUGCCUCUCUUGGGUCCGGAGGAGCUGCCGGGUCAGAGAUACGAUGCGGUCCUGCAGUGCCGCCUGGCCUUCGGGCCGGAGUACACCGUGUGUCCCGGGAUGGACGUGUGCGCGCGUCUGUGGUGCGCCGUCAUCAGGAAGGGACAGAUGGUGUGUCUGACCAAGAAGCUUCCAGCCGUGGAGGGAACGCCGUGUGGGAAGGGCCGGAUCUGUCUGCAGGGGAAAUGUGUGGACAAAACCCGAAAGAGACACUACUCGAUGUCGAAUCACGGCAGCUGGAGCUCCUGGGGUCCGUGGGGUUCGUGUUCUCAGACGUGUGGCGGUGGUGUCCAGUUUGCACAUCGUCUCUGUAACAACCCUCCUCCCCGAAACAACGGCCGCUACUGCACCGGGAAGAGAGCCGUCUACCGCUCCUGCAGCAUCACGCCGUGCCCUUCAGCCGGGAAGAGUUUCCGUCAGGAGCAGUGUGAGCUGCGUAACGGCCCUCAGACGGACCCUAAAGGAGUGAAGACCUUCGUUGAAUGGGUGCCGAAGUUUGCCGGCGUGCUUCCCAAAGACAUGUGCAAACUCACCUGCAGGGCCAAAGGGACGGGAUACUACGUCGUGUUCUCGCAGCGGGUGGUUGAUGGGACGGAGUGCCGGCCGUACAGCAGUUCGGUGUGUGUGAAGGGGAAGUGCGUUCGCACUGGCUGCGACGGGAUCAUCGGCUCGAAACUUCAAUCCGACAAGUGCGGCGUCUGCGGCGGCGACGGAAACAGCUGCAUCAGAGUGGCUGGAAACUUCACCAAGAAGAGCAAGGGCUACACAGAUGUGGUGAAGGUUCCCGAGGGCUCGACGCACCUGAAGGUCCGACAGUACAAAGCCAAAGGCCAGUCGCGCUACACAGCGUAUCUGGCGCUGCGGCGGCCCGGAGGAGAAUACCUGCUCAACGGGAAGUUCAUGAUCUCCACAUCCGAGACCAUCAUCCCCCUCAACGGCUCCGUUCUCAACUACACCGGCUGGAGUCAGCGGGACGAGGCCCUUCACAGCAUGGGCCCCGGGGCCCUUCAGGAAAGCCUGGUGGUGCAGAUUCUGGCCACGGAUUCUAAGAAACCACUAGACAUCCGCUACAGCUUCUUCAUGCCGCGCAAAAUGCCACUUCCGCCGCGAACGGUCGCCACGUCUUCGGGAACCGCCGCGGCACUGUCCUCGGCGGAGAUUGUGACGUUUACGACCGAGGUUCCUGCGACGACGACGAUGCCCGCGGGGCCGCGCUGGGUGACGGGAUCAUGGAUGACGUGCUCCAGAACUUGCGAUACGGGUUGGCAGAGUCGCACGGUGCAAUGCAAGGACCCUCAAGGGAAGCUGUCCAAGAGCUGCCCGCUCAGCGCCCGGCCGUCGGCCUUCAAACACUGCCUGAUUAAAAAAUGUUGAGGACCCCUCAAUCAGACGAACUUCCUGACUGAGCUUCGUGAAGCACGUAGACUGAACCGUUGCAGUUGCGUUCCGAUCACUGUGGGAUUCUGCUAGCGUUCACAAUUGUGUUGCGUUGUGACUCUGGAGCUUUAGCUGUAGCCUUGAAUGUGGUGACGUUCAGCCACGCCCCUUUGACAAGGUCACGCCCCUUCAUUCGAAUGACACGCCCCUUGAGUUCACACUGACAGUGAUUUAAAGCAUUUCUGUAGUGUUUGAGGCUCUGGCUUCGAAUGAGUCAAUGUUCAGCCACGCCCAUUUGACAAGGCCACGCCCCUUCAUUCAAAAGACACGCCCCCUGAGUUCAGACUGGCAGUGAUUUAAAGCAUUUCUUUAGUGUUCGAGGCUCUGGCUUCGAAUGAGUCAAUGUUCAGCCACGCCUAUUUGACAAAGCCACGCCCUCAAUCCAAACAACAUGCCCCUUGAGUUUUAAACUUUUUGAAAACAU